GUGUUUCCGGGCUUCCCCCCUUUACAGGUUGGGGGUUACUAGCGGGCAUUGACACUGCGUGGCUGGUCGUUGCAGUGUCGGACUCGGCGGCGUGUGGAGUGAAGAGAGGCAAGGUUUAAACCAAUCCAAAAAUACAGGAACUGCCAAACGACCUGAAGAAUUACCAAAGUAGGAUCCCUUUGCCUGCUCCUGGCUUAUAAAACGGUGGUGUAGCUUUCACUUUAGCGUCUUUUCUCUUUCCUGAUCACGUCACACUCCAGCAUUGCUUUAGUUGUACUGCACUUCUGCAACUUCUGGAAGCUGAGCCAAGAAGCGUAGUCAGUUGACAUUGAGAGACAUUCAGUGGAUUCUAGAAAGCUUCUUGCCUCUGGGAUUCCUAAAACUUGGAGGAGAAACAAAUCCAUCAUGAACCUUAAACAAGAGGUGCCCCACAUUUUCUUGCUUCCUGUCUACUUGCUGAUGUGGUUAUACACAGUGCUCACCUUUGUCCCAUGGUAUUUCCUCUCUGAUGCAAAGAAUAAAAAGGCCAUGGCAAAACGAAUCAAGGCAAAGCCCAUAUCUGAAAAACCCGGCAGUCCAUUCCGCUCCGCCGACCACUUCGACUCCCUUGCCAGAGUGGACUUCCCUGGGCUGGAUACACUGGACAAACUCUUUGAAGCAGCUGUAAAGAAGUUCCGGAAGAACAAUUGUUUGGGUACGCGGGAGAUGUUGAGUGAAGAAAACGAAGUUCAGACCAACGGCAAAGUGUUUAAGAAGCUAAUUCUUGGGGAAUAUAAAUGGCUAACCUAUGAGGAAGUCAGUCACCAUGUAGAUGCCUUUGGCAGUGGUCUCACUGCAUUGGGACUGAAGGCAAAGGAUAUGAUUGGCAUCUUCUGUGAAACCAGGGCUGAAUGGAUGAUUGCAGCUCAAGCUUGCUUCAAGUAUAAUUUUCCACUUGUGACGAUUUAUGCUACCCUUGGAGAAGAUGCUGUAGCUUAUGGACUAAAUGAAUCUGAUGUAACUCAUCUUAUCACAAGUGCAGAACUCCUUGACUCAAAGUUGAAGAAUGUACUACCAAAAAUUCAGAAUCUGAAGCAUGUCAUUUAUGUGGACAAAAAGACCGUAAAUACUUCAGGAUACCCAGAGACCCUUCAGAUUCACAGUAUGACUUCCGUGGAAGAGCUUGGAGCCAAGCCAGAGAUAUUGGACACAACACCUUCCCAGCCUGUCCCAUCAGACCUAGCAGUUGUCAUGUAUACGAGUGGAUCUACGGGUCGACCGAAGGGAGUGAUGAUGUUGCACAGUAACUUAAUAGCGGGAAUGACAGGCCAGUGUCAAAGGAUACCUGAGCUGGGACCCAAAGAUACGUACAUUGGAUAUCUGCCAUUGGCUCAUGUGCUGGAACUCACUGCAGAAAUCUCCUGUGUUGCUUAUGGCUGUCGAAUCGGUUACUCAUCCCCCCAAACGUUGUCCGACCAGUCAACCCGGAUCAAAAAGGGCAGUAAAGGGGAUUGUACAGUCCUGAAGCCAACACUGAUGGCAGCAGUCCCAGAAAUUAUGGACCGAAUUUAUAAGAACCUCAUGAGCAAGGUGCAGGAAAUGAACUACUUGCAGAGAACCAUGUUCAAGCUCUGUUAUGAUUACAAGCUGGAACAGAUCAAAAGGGGUUACGAUGCACCUCUUUGCAACCUGUUAUUAUUUAAAAAAGUGAAGGCGCUAUUGGGAGGAAAUGUUCGAAUGAUGCUGUCUGGAGGUGCACCUCUUUCCCCACAGACACAGAGGUUUAUGAAUGUGUGUUUCUGCUGUCCAGUAGGUCAAGGCUAUGGCUUGACAGAAACGUGUGGGGCUGGUACCAUCACUGAAGUAUCGGACUACAGCACGGGCAGAGUUGGAGCUCCACUUAUCUGCUGCGAAAUCAAGCUUGGCAACUGGGAAGAAGGGGGAUAUACCAAUCGUGACCAGCCAAAUCCAAGAGGAGAAAUUCUGAUUGGCGGGCCGAACGUGGCAGUGGGGUACUUCAAAGGAAAUGCAUCCAAUGAUGACUUUUUUGAGGACAGCAAUGGUCAGCGUUGGUUUUGCACGGGGGAUGUUGGCGAAUUCCACCCGGACGGUUGUCUACAGAUCAUUGAUCGAAAGAAAGACUUAGUAAAGCUACAAGCUGGAGAAUAUGUGUCUUUGGGCAAAGUUGAGUCUGCCCUGAAAAGCUGCUCACUCAUUGAUAAUAUAUGUGCAUACGCAAACAGUGAGCAGUCCUAUGUGAUCAGUUUUGUGGUGCCCAAUCAGAAGAAGCUGACUGCUCUCGCUGAGCAGAAGCAAAUUCAGGGAACCUGGGAGGAAAUUUGCAACGACAGCAAGAUGGAGGCGGAGGUACUACGGGAGAUUAAAGAGGCAUCAGCGUCCAGUAAACUGCAGAAGUUUGAAGUCCCCAUCAAGGUGCGUUUGAGCCCAGAGCCAUGGACACCAGAAACGGGGCUGGUAACGGAUGCCUUCAAGCUCAAGCGGAAGGAACUGAAGAACCACUACCUCAAUGACAUUGAGAGGAUGUACGGAGGGAAAUAGACCCUUCAAACCCCUGGAUGAUAUUUUCCUGGUGCCUGCUGCAUAGUGUACCUAUAAAUUAAAAGUCCGUGAAUGAGUGACUCACUUUAAACAUGAAUUAAUGAACCAAAAGAAGAAUGUUCUACUUCAUGGUUAUUCUCCAAUGUACUCAGUCUUACCUGAGAAGAAUCAAAUUUAUAUGUAAGAUUGUACCAUCUACCUGCCUUCUGCUAGUGACCAUUGUCCUUUUGCAUGUUGGCUUUCUGAACUUUUUUACCCCACUUUUGUCAUUAAAUAAGGACCACUGGAUAUAUUGGUAUGUACAAGGGGUAGAGGCAAGGAUUGAGUUUAUCAUUGGUGUAAGCAAUCAUUCUUUGUUAAAACAAGACCUCUUAAAAGAAAAAAAAAGGAUACUUCCACUCACCUUGAUCUUCAAGUCCCCUAGUCAGGUAAUGUCACCGCAGUUUUUUGUUGAUGCGACGUUUGCACUAUAACUAUUUUGUAUUUGUAUUAAACGUUACAGGAAAAAUAUCCCAAAAACAUAGUUGUUGCUAUUCAUAGCAGUCUACUUUGUUUAAUGCCUUGAUCAGAGGCAGAUCUCACUUUUAUAUAAAAAAAAAACCGGGGACCCAGAUAUAUUUAUUGGCAAAUAGUGUCUUUAUGAUUAUUCUGGUUAAGUAGUUUAUAAUCCUGCAAUCACUGACCUCCCACUUCAUCUGGCAGAUUGUUCUUCAACUGCUGCGAUAUCUUCCUGUCCUUUUGCAUCAGAAGAAUCCUUCUGGCCUUCAGAAAGCAUGGUAUGACCGUUCUGGGACAUAGUAUGUUGAAUACACAAGUGACAUUCCAACGAACAUGGUGCUGAGCAAUCCCUGAGUUCACAGUGCAUUGCCUAAAGUCCAAACUUUGUUCAGGAAAUGUUACUUGAACCACAAUUGUUUGUUUUAUAAAUGUACUUUGCACCAAUUCACCACAAAAUGAAUUGCUGCAAAGCCUGUUUUAUGGGGAAAAAAAACAAAUUUUUAUAAAUGUUUCGUACCAAUUCACUUAGUGAUGAAUUAUUAGAAAAUAUUAGUUGGGAGCUGGUGGACAGAGAAAACUGCAUAUACACUAGUUUUGUGUGUGUGUGUCCGUCCAUGUCCUUUUGCACAUAACCUGCUUCCGCCUCACAUAGCCUACUCUCCCAACCUCAGUUCCCACUCAAAGAUGCUACAAGCAGUACACAGGUCAGCAGAUGACAUGCUUAGAGCAUUAUCCAAGAGCGAGCCCACCACUUAAGGAGAAGAGAGGAAAGCCCCCCCCCCCCCCCGGUAGUUAACCCAUUUCAUUAUAUGGUUCAAUUAUCUCUAAUAAUAUGAAAGUGACACUUGUGAAAAUGAAUCUUCACUGUUGUAUCUGACUGGCUUCUUAGCGACUUGAUUUGGCAGCUGGAACUUCCCCAAAGCCCUACUGUGCUGUGAACUUUGCCCCAUUUGUUCCCGUCCAUGUGGGACCUAGUAUUGAGGAUUUCUAGUCCUCUCUUGGUCCAAACAAAUAUGAACUAAUCACAUGUCAUUAGCAGGAGCACUGCAUUGGUUCAGUAGCCAAAGAUACUCUGUGUUUGUUAAUUCUGGGGAAUGACAAUUGAGCACAACUGCCAGUGAUUUUCCUGUGAUAGAUUUGUGAAGAAGGUUAUGGAAAAGAGGAAAAGCCUGAAUGCAAAAUGGGUUUUAUCAGUUCCAUAAGACAUGUGUUUUACAAACAUUCUCUCUGCUUUCUGACUUUGCACGGCAUUUCUGAAGCCUACUGCCAGUACAUGAUCUUGUGGUUGAGACUCUUGUAUAUAAUUCUCUGUUUGUGUUAAAGCUUGUUCAUUAGCAGCAGGUUUUCAUUGAGGCUAUUCCAGAGACAAUUCAUGCCAAAAAUGAAGUAUUUGGCUUCCAUUUAAUGGGCCACAUUGGUGAGUUGCAUUUAUAAGCUUUUUAGCCACUAAUUCCAAUUGAGUCCACCAUAAACUUUGUCCAUUGAGUAUCAGUUUGUUCAUCAGUGAAUGUAGCACUUAACAGCCCCCCCCCCACUUUUAAGAAUAUUAUAGUGAGUAGUAGAUGUAAAACAUUUAAUGAAAUAUUAAUGUUAAUGAUCGCACAUUGGAAUAAAACCGGUCAGGGACUAGCAUAAUCAACAGGACUUUAAUGUUUUUUUUAAAUAUAUUUUGAGGUUAAAAAGUAAAGUAUUUGAGGGUGUAUCUUUCUGAAAGACAAUUCUUUAGAACUGCUUUCUAAACAUCCUUUAUAUACAGUCUACUUCAAAAGUAUUUGUGGUGAAUCAUUUACUGUAAACUGCUGUACAUGUGAAUAGUCCUUUAUUUAAUGUCUGUAAAUGGGAGGAUGAGGUAGACAGUUCAUUGUGAUGUUGUAGUGAACGUUUUGAGGUUUCUGGUUUUAAGCUGCUCCUUGUGUUGCAUUUUCACACUGGCUGUUACAUCACAUGAGAAUCUUUGGGUUGAGAAGCAAAAUAAGUCGUCGGUUUUUGAAUGUUGUUCAGUGGUCCCUGCAGCAAGUGCUGUUCCAGGCAAGGGCGGCUGCGAUCUCAGCUGUGACAGUUUCCCCAGCGGUUAUAUUGACGGUUGAUCCUGAGGGUGUGUUGCCAGAACAAUAACACCAUACCUCAGCCUUCAUCACCACCUCUGGCAAAGAGUCAAGAGGCCAAAGAUGAUAUCAGGUUGAGUGAUGUCCUCAAAUAGGCUGUGAUCUAUGAAGCUAUUUGAUAGUAUUGAAACAUCAAUUCACUGGAAACUCACCAUAUUCUGUUCCUAUGAGUUAUGAUUGGUCUUAAUGUUUCCAGAGAGGAAAGAAAAAUCUUCUCCUGGUUGGCUUUUAGACCAUAAAAUACCAUUUUCCAGUGGAUAAUUCCCAAAUAUUUGAUGGGAUGAAAUGCUACUGUUACAUUAUCUGUUUCUUAAAAACAAAAAAAACACAGCAGAUUGUUGGUACAGAUGGUGCAGGCGGUGAUUUCAAAUUAACAGGAGACUGCUGACUCCAUUUCUAGACUGUACUUGAAGCUAUCUUUGCAUUGCAUCAGCACUUUCAUCACUGAUAUUUAAUGGAGCUAUUCCAUUCUUCAGCUUCUUUCAGACUGCAGUUUUUGUGGGAGACCUAUUUAGGAAGAAUGUCCUUUAUUUAUAUAGCAUCCCUUUUCUAUAACUAUUAUGGAACUCACUCGAUCUCCAACUUAUUGCCCCUGUUCCCAUGUUUUUCCAAGUCCACCAGGAUUGGGAGGGAUUGUGAGGAAGAGAUUUGUGCUGCUUGGAAGAAACUCCUGCAGAAAACAACUGAUUGAAUUGAAAUAAGACAAUGGGGUUUGACGGUUUUGGGCCACAGCCUCUUGGAAAAAUAACAAGUUGCAGAGGGGCUUCUGGUGUUUGCAGUGAAAUCUAAUCAACGGGAACAGCAAGCGCUAUGGUCGAGCAGCUGGUACUGCCCACUUGCAGCCACAACCCAGGUUCAGACCUGACCUUGUGCGCUGCCUGUGUGGAGUUGGCAAGUUCCCUGUGCACCACUGCAUCCCAGAGAUGCUCUGAUUCGUAGGUUAAUUGGCUCUGGCAAACACUCCUAGUGUAGAUUGGUGGUAGAAUUGGAGGGGAAUGGAUGGUUUCUAAAAGAAAACUUGUUACAGGGAAGUAAAUUCAUGGGUUAAACUCUGAGUUGAAUGCCCUCCUGUGUCAUAAGAAAUGUUAAAAUGGAUUUGAUGAUUCAGAGGUAACCUUUACUCCAUUUGUAAUAUAUUUAAGGCCAAAAUCUUGCCUGUGGAAAUGUUUCAUCACUGUUUGUUUGAGCAAUUUUACCAGUGAAGUAGUCAUGCUUUAGCAUGCUAUAAAACUCACUCUAUUACUAUCUUACUGCGUGCUGAAGUUUUGUAAAAUAUCAUAUGAAUCUCUAUUUAUUAUGAUCAAACAUUUUGAUUGCUGAUGUCCAUUUCUCUUUUGUAUUACACCCAACUGCUACCAGUUCUUGAAAUGUUUCUGUGCAAUUUAAGGUUGAACCUUCUCCACCCAUGGAUCUGUGUAAAUAAAACCAAUUUCUUGGCACAAUUGCUGGGAGUUACUGUUUUCGUUUUAUACCAAGUUUAUGUUUGAAACACUCAUUAUAGAAUGAGUUUGCCAUUCUUGCUGUAGAAUAGGCCUGUAUUAAAGGUGUCUCUCUCCAAGACAGAACGAGGUUGUAUUUUUCUUUAAAUUAAGCAAGUCCUUUG
Messenger RNA from Mobula hypostoma (lesser devil ray), 6744 nucleotides. RefSeq names its product long-chain-fatty-acid--CoA ligase 4-like. Gene Ontology annotation, biological process: long-chain fatty-acyl-CoA metabolic process; neuron differentiation; long-chain fatty acid metabolic process. Lineage: Eukaryota; Metazoa; Chordata; Chondrichthyes; Myliobatiformes; Myliobatidae. Bases 406 to 2538 code for a protein of 710 amino acids. Gene Ontology annotation, molecular function: arachidonate-CoA ligase activity. The record is from RefSeq and is a predicted model, not a curated record. The transcript is spliced from 16 exons. Gene Ontology annotation, cellular component: lipid droplet; endoplasmic reticulum; plasma membrane.